Molecule: messenger RNA, 774 nt
Organism: Colius striatus (speckled mousebird)
Lineage: Eukaryota; Metazoa; Chordata; Aves; Coliiformes; Coliidae
Gene: NOL7
Product: nucleolar protein 7
Exons: 8
Coding region: 21-689 (222 amino acids)
Cellular component (GO): nucleus
Molecular function (GO): RNA binding
Source: RefSeq, a predicted model, not a curated record
AGGCGGGACGUGGCGGGCCCAUGGCGCGGCGGCGGCAGCGUGUGGCCGCGGCGCUCGGGACGCCCGUCUCCUCCUCGGAGGAUGAGGAUGAGGCGGCCCCGGAGGAGGUGGCGUUCGGCGUGGCGAAGGAGGCGGCCGAGACCGAGCGGAAGCUCGCGGGAGAGGCGGCCCGCAGGCACCGGGAGCUGCUGAAGGAGAAGCGGCGGCGGCGCCAGGAGCUCUUCACGGAGCAGAAGAAACGGAAGCUGCUCCCCGAGGCGGUGCUGCAGGAGCUGGCGGCCGCGCCCCCCGCACGAGCCGACGGGCAGGCAGCCGCAGCUAAGCCAGGUAAAGGCUGUGGAGCUGGGGCUGUGAAGCAGAAACAGGGCUCAGCCCAGAGGCUGGUGAAGAAGGACAAGGGCAGAAAGGGCAGCAGGGCCAAAGGGAACUACGCUGCAGUGCGCUUAAAGGACCAGAAUGUAACAGCCCUCCACCAACAGCUGGCCAAGGACUUCUUAAACACACAGCUCUACGGCCCAGACACCAACCGGGUGCAGGCAAAUGAUUUUUUUUCCCUUGAAAACAAGAAAAACCCAGUUAAAAAAGCUGCAGUUCAGUUUGUGGACAAAUCGUGGGGAGAAGAAAAAAAGGAAAGAGCAACGAGGUUUAAAAAGCGCUGGCUCUCAACACAGAUGAAAACCUGCCUCUGAAGACGGGCUUUUUAGCAGAAGAUGCUCUUAAGGACUUCUGGUGAUUUAACCUCUCAACCCAAUAAAUGGUUUUUUUCCUUCUCUA